CGGACUUAUCACAUUAAUUUCGCGGAAGACUGUUUCAUACUCAAGAAAACAGAAAAAAACUAAGAUAAUGAAUAGAAUGAACGGUAUCUCUACAGUCGGAAGUGAAAAUGGCACUAAUGGUAGAGAGAUGGACGAGGAAGUGUGUGAUACCCAAUGGGGAAAACUCGGGGCUUGGUUUAUUGGACCGUCAGCUGAAAAUACCGACGAGUUCUGUGAGCUAGCCAUAGAAUCUAUUCGACAAAAUGUCAAACCGAAGAACUACUUUCCAAAUGACCCUAAGUUGAUCACUCCCGAAGUGAAAUCAUCAACAAGUUACAAGACAGAAAUGGCUAAACUGAAAAUGGAACUUCAGUGCCUGAAUGACGUACUCACGGAAUCCAUUCCGUACGCCAGUGUGCGAUACCAGGGUCACAUGGUGUCUGAAGCGACGAUGGCGGCCAAAUUAGGUUACCUUUCCGCAUGGAUGACCAAUGCUAAUAAUGCGACAAGUGAGCUCAGUCCAGUAACAACACAACUGGAAAUAGAGGUCGGCAAGCAACUCUGUGAAAUGAUCGGAUUUGAAGCAACACACAACCCGUGGGGACACAUCACUAAUGGUGGGUCCACCGCCAAUAUAGAGGCAUUGUGGGCAUCCAGGAAUAUCAAGUUCUUCCCGUUGGCAGUACAGAGAGCCAUUAAGGAUGAACGGCUGCUUGUCAGUGCUAAGGAACUGAACGUGUAUAUUCCAAGGCUGGGUAGAAAACAGAAGAUAACAGUCACAUCAACGUGGGACUUACUGAAUCUUGAUCUUGAUGACAUCGUAGCUUUACCUCAGGAAAUUCAGCGACUGACACAAAAAGACGCUUCUGAUCUCAAAGAUGUUAUUAACAAGUCCAGUCUAGCCCACAACGGUUUCGUCCAGUUUUAUCUGUUGCACGGUUUAAGGACCGCACCUAUUAUUAUAGCAUCGGCGGCCAACCACUUCUCUUGGGGGAAGGCUGCGACGCUUGUGGGCAUCGGAGGCCGAAAUCUCGUAUGCGUUCCCUUCGAUCGAUACGCUCGCUUGGAUGUUAUAGCAUUCCGGAAACUUCUAGAUGAAAAGUUGGCUAAGAAGAUACCAGUCAUUGCAGUGAUAUGUGUGAUCGGUACAACAGAACACGGAGCGAUCGAUCCUGUUGCUGAUAUCCUGGACCUGAGAGCAGAGUACAGAACCAAGGGCCUGAACUUCUACAUACUGGCAGAUGGGGCCUGGGGAGGCUACUUUGCAACACUCGUACGGAAACCUCACGGGGAUGACCAGACCCUACCUCACUUUCCUAUAAGCGACUACACACGUGACCAGCUGAUCCGCCUAAAGGAUGUUGACACUAUGACAAUCGACCCUCACAAGUCAGGAUACUGUCCUUAUCCGGCCGGAGGUCUGUGUUAUAGAAACGGACACAUGAAAGCGUUCAUCUCCUUUGCCACCGACAUGGUGUUCAUGGACACAGCCACGGUCUUCAAUUGCGCUGGAAUCGAGGCGUCAAAGCCUGGAGCGGGGCCGGCCGGUGUAUACCUUGCUCAUAAGGUCAUUGGGCUGAACAGUUCAGGCUACGGUCGAAUCCUGGGACAGGCAAUGCUCGGCGCUAAACUGAUGUACUGUGCCUGGCUGACAGCCGCCAAUACUGAUGACAACUUUGUAUGCGUUCCAUUGACUCCAAUUCCGGACAACUUCGACCAUGACGAGGAAUCGGCGAAGCGUUUUAUACGAGCGAAGAUCCUCGAUACACCGUAUGUUGAUCUUGUGCUGGAUAACGAAGUGAUGCAUUUUCUGUCUGAAAUCGGUCCUGAUGCAGCUAUCAAUGCUUUUGCCGUCAACAAGAAAGGCAACACCUGUGCCGAUAAGUGUAACCGUCUCAACAUGGCCGUCUUUGACAGGUUAUCUCAGUCGAACCCCAAAGCAAAGAAAGUUGGUGAUGUACCGCUGUUCCUCACAAAAUCAAGACUUGCCCAAAAAGAAUGCUUCAAAGUCUUGAAUACCUUCAAAGAACGCCUCGGGAUAUCGACCGACUCAAGCGACGUGCUUACCUUUCUAAGGAAUACAGUUACUAACCCUUGGACGGCGGCUGACCACACGAUACCGAUGCUGGUCCAGCACUUCCGCAAUGUGGUCAUUGAGUGCAUUGAAGAGAUCGACCAGUCUGAAGGAAAACUCAACGGUCACACACAUCGAUGAGCAGUGUCCUUCCUACAAAUGAAGUUGUUGGAUAUUGACACAAAUUUGAUGAACAGUUAUGUACUUUUGUUGAGGUUAAUUCUUAGUUUUAUUUACCUGAGGAAAACGGAACAUUAACUGACAUUAUGAAAAUAUUCCUUUAACAUCAAAAAGGAAGAACUGAACUGCAUGGGUCUUACAUUUUACACUUGCAUAUUUUGUUGUGGCGUCGCAAUCUAAAGUGAAAUGAAAGGCUUUAUCUUUAACUAUACAGUUUGUCUUUAUAUAAUCCAGUCUUGUAAAUCAAGUAUCAACUAAUUGUCUACCAGGUGUUAGGGAACAGGUUGGCUUUUUAAAAGAUUUUUCACUAAUCUAGCCAGUUUUGCUUGAGACUCAGGUAACCGAAUUGUGUUAAACACGUUUUAAUUAUGUCUCCCCUUUGAAUGAAUGGAGACAUUAUUUAAGUACUGGCUCGUCUUCCUGUUCUUCUAAUAAUUUCCUGUCCAGGCCGUAACUUUAAAACUGUUGUUAAAGAUACAUUUAUGGAGCUCGCACUAUACAUGUAUCACCUACAGACAAUGUGCAAUUCACUGUCGUUAUGCCACUGUGACCUUGACCGCAUUGUCAAAGGUCAAAUAAAUGCAAUCUUUUCCGUAACAUUUAAAUCAUCAAAGAUAUCUCAAUGAACCUUGCAGUAUAUCUGCAUCACUCAGAGAGAUGAUUUGCAGUACACUGUCAUAAUGUCGCUGUGAACUUGAUCUCAAGUGCAAACUUUUCAGUUGUAACUUUUAAAAUAUUAGGUUAAUGUGAUUUUCCACGUCAUAACGUUCCAUUUGCAUUUAUCCUUAUAUCAAAUGAUUUUUAUAGGUUAUUAGUGGACAGUUCCUCUAAUAACAAAGGACUUGGGGCAUCAUACUUUUCAACUUGAAUUUAUUUAACAUUUUUUUAUUAUAAACAUCAUAUUGAUUAAUUGAGACUAUCUUUUUUGGCGCAGAUUUUUUCCAAUGCGCAUGCGUGUAUGCCUUACCAUAGCAACAAAAUUGUUUUGCUAUGCAGAAAGAGACAAAAUAUGGCAUGCAGAAAUGAAAGCCUCCGCAUGUGACAAACAAAUGUUCCUUUCUACGAAUGAAGACUGGUAUGACAAUGUUUAAGUAAGAUACAUAUUUAUAUGUUUUAUGCAAAAAUGCGGAGGCUUUCAAAAUUGAAUAGUUUUUAGUUCUUCAACAAAAUAGCGCACAAAAGACGAUAUCCACGUAUUUUAUUACGAACAUGCGAGUUAAUCUCUCUCUAUGUAAUGCCAUAACUCCUAGACCAGUUGUUGAAUGAAUUUGAAAUUUCAUAUUUGCGUACUUCAUUUACUCCAAAUUACGAAUAUAAAAACUAAAUUUAAAUUUCCGAUGAGGCCGGAAAUGACCCUUAACGCCCCUUAUCCUUUAAGAACAUUGUAGUCAAACGGUUAUUUGACUUAAUCAGCGAUUUUUGUUUUUGCAAUGGAAGGAGGGAAGAAAAUUGACUAAUAAGGUGAGACAUACAUUCAAUCAUAAAAACAAACCUCUAUUUCUAAGAAGAAAAGUGUUCAUAUGCAUGUACAUACAUUUUUUACGUAGAGCCGUUUAUUUUCACACAUAGAUUAGAUGAUAUGCCAUUACAUAACAGGUUAUUAUAUUCUUUGGUUGGUUUAGAACGGAGACCGUCAAUGCAGUAAAUUAACGAUUUUGUUCCUUUCCUUUUAGGAUUUAUUGAUUUUACAAAACGUGUAACGAUUUUCUUUUAUUUUUGUUUGAAUAAUUAAACAUUUUGUUGGGAUUAUUAUGCAAUAUUAGUUUUAUUGUUGUUUUUAAUGUUUUGCCAAUUCACGGCAUUUGAAUCAGUUAGAAUUUAUAGCAGAUAACUCAUUUUUAGUUGUGCUUAUUCAAAGCAAUCACGUUUACUAUUAAAGAAGAUCGGGGCGUCAUGAAUGACACAGUUUUGAACAAAAAAUCCCACACAGCAAUAUUCAAAAUAGGCGUUGCACUUAAUUGUAAUUUUCUUCUCAUAUUUUUUUAAGUUCGUCGUUUACUCUAUUAAUUAACCUUGUAACCAAAUAUAAGAGAUUUUGCUAACAAAAUAUGUGAUAAUUGAACUUGAAUAACCAUGACUUAUUAUUUUACUGACACUCAAGGUAAAUAAAGUAAUUGUAGUAACUUAUCAAGCGGACUUUGUAAGCUCUUUUUUUUAGAUAUUGCUUUCGAUACAACUACGAGUCAAAUGUUAAUACAGAUGUACAACAAAUGUACAACAAUUUGAAAGUCAGGUACUACCUUUCCAAAACAAAAUAAAACCCUAUUGAUAUUAAUUGACAAUAUAUAUAUAAAAAAAUAAUUGGAUAUGCCUGACAGUAAAAACAAUUGAACAUAAGCAUUCAUUUAGCUUCGGUAUAAACUUCUUUUUAGCAUCCCUUCACCAAUCAAAGUACACUUGAAGUUAGAUAUACAAACGAAAAUCAAAGCGGAUCUAAAGUCAAAUUCCAAAAAAUACCAUCUACUAUAUCUUUACGUUUAUAUAUAUAUUGAAAAGAUAGAAUACGUAACAAACUUUUCGUUUAAGGUCGAAUGAGUGUAUUGAUAAACGGAAAUAGGAAAUACAUCCAUAGUUGAAAAUCCAAUGUAGGGAGACAGUAUCACAAUUUACGCAUAUCCUAAUGUUUAAUCUUAAACUGAUGAAUAUUGUAUGUUUAUUAUUGACAGAACUGUGCGUCUCUCAAUAUUAAAGUAUUUCA
Mizuhopecten yessoensis (Yesso scallop) is the source of this 4931-nucleotide messenger RNA. RefSeq lists its product as uncharacterized. The record is from RefSeq and is a predicted model, not a curated record. The transcript has 11 exons. The coding region runs from base 68 to 2194 and encodes 708 amino acids. NCBI's taxonomy places the organism in Eukaryota, Metazoa, Mollusca, Bivalvia, Pectinida, Pectinidae. Gene Ontology annotation, molecular function: pyridoxal phosphate binding; carbon-carbon lyase activity. Gene Ontology annotation, biological process: carboxylic acid metabolic process.